GCCCCGUCUGUGGUUACACAAAACGGUCAAAACAGAGGCCAGGUCUGUUCUCAAAUACCACGCUCUGGAGGAGGGAUAAGAAUGUCCUAUGGUUCCUGGGCCAGUUCAGGUGGCUUAGAGAAGGGCAAAACAGUACCUUUAUAGACACUACAAAAAUCACUUGAAGAAGGAACAAACAUCUCUGAGUGGAGGGAACUACACCAGUGUGGCCCAGAUUAUAUAAAGGAUCAUCUACCAAAAAUUCAUCAGCACACUUCCUAUAUAGGAGAAAAGCACCCAGCAUUAGAAAAGACUGGAGAUCUCAGAUAUUUAUGGAGGCCUGCCUCAAACAGAUGCUUACCGGCAAAAUAUAAAUAUGAGUAUGUUGGUGAAAUUGGUUGGGGAAUACCAGAGUAUGAUUUUAUCAACCAAACAAGGCUUUGGACUGGCUUUCACAUCAAGUAUGGAGAACAAAGUCAAGCCACUAUUGAUAAAAUAGGACACAGAUACCAAAAUCCAUGGCAACCAAAACCUUAUAUUAUGGAUAUGCAAGGAAGAUUCAGUCGUGGUUCUAUUGCCUGGCAUAUGGGUGAUUAUGAAAACACCGAUCAAAGAAAUUCCAAAGCGGCUGUCCUUGUCAGGCAGAGCACGGCAGAAUUGCCCAGAGCUUCCAAACAACCGAAGCUGCCAAAGCGACCAAGAAAGGAGAGACAGAGA
Lynx canadensis (Canada lynx) is the source of this 696-nucleotide messenger RNA. RefSeq names its product chromosome B1 C4orf45 homolog (gene SPMIP2). The record is from RefSeq and is a predicted model, not a curated record. The transcript has 5 exons. The annotation marks the transcript as partial. Lineage: Eukaryota; Metazoa; Chordata; Mammalia; Carnivora; Felidae.